Molecule: messenger RNA, 2956 nt
Organism: Pocillopora damicornis (cauliflower coral)
Lineage: Eukaryota; Metazoa; Cnidaria; Anthozoa; Scleractinia; Pocilloporidae
Product: adenosine receptor A2b-like
Biological process (GO): G protein-coupled receptor signaling pathway
Cellular component (GO): membrane
Molecular function (GO): G protein-coupled receptor activity
Source: RefSeq, a predicted model, not a curated record
UCGGAUGUCGGCUAUUGUUCCUCUCAAGGGAAAACAUAUCACGAAGCAUAUUGAUCCAAUGACUUAUGAAAUAAUUUCAGUUCCAUUCCUUUCGCCUCUGAAUAUAAUCAGAGUUAAAAACCAGUCUUUAAGCUUCCAAAACAAUUGGUAAUUUAUUGUUUUCCAAGCCAUCAGUGAAAUCUCGUAAAUUAUGCAUUAUGUUUUUAUUUUUGCAUCAUUUCUUUCUGAGCCAAUUUCUGUACUGUUUACCGGAGAUUAGAUUUGUUUUAACACGCCAUUAUUGUGUUCAAACGUCAUAGACGAUGGCGCAUUCGCCUUUGAAAGGCAUCAGAUGGAUAUUACGAUCGUCCCCAUUAAGUAACUUUGCUCUUUCCUUAGCCGCUGCCAUGAACACAAAACCUGUAAAGUAACCACGUUCUCUCGCUUCAUGAUCUUAUUAAUUUACGCCCUCGCGUAAUUUCCUUUAUCCACUGAAUAUCAAAUUUAAUUAUACCAGAUUAUGCAUUCAUUUUAAGAUACCACGUUGGUGCGAAAUUGGAAAAAAGCAUGGAUUAACUUAACUCCUCUGACAGGUUAGGCCAAGGUACAAUGAUAAACAUGGGUUUUUGCCUGGUACAACUGUCACGAUUAGCGACGUAAUGGCGGCGGUACGGUUCUUUUGUCAGGUCAGUUAGUUGGCACAAAGGACUAUUUCCUCACAACCUCACAAACAGAAUCGACUGGAAAAUAUAUUAGGAGCGAAGGGGCUAUCCACUCUUCGCUUACAACUCGGAAUCCACGAGUAUUUGCUAUGGCUGAAAACCAAUCUACAAGGUACCUUAGUCCAUGUCAAUUUUUGACUGACUCUUUCGAGGACCCUGAGAAUUUGUACAUUCACAAUUUAAUUUGUUCAGUUUUGAACUGUAUAUUCAUGCUGCCAGGCAUUUGUGGAAAUGUACUGGUUAUUUCAGCAGUGUGGAAAACUCCAUCUCUUCAAACUCCGUCCAACGGAUUACUUCUGUCUCUCGCUACUUCUGACCUGGCCGUAGGAAUGUUAGCUCAACCUUCAUUUUCAGUUUGGCGAAUUUCGCAAAUGGUAGGCGACAUAAAAGUUCACUGUGUGGCAGGAGUAAUGUCAGAGUCUUUUGGCUGGCUGCUCGCUGGUGUUUCAUUGUUUACAAUUACUGCCAUCAGUUGCGAAAGAUUUCUGGCUGUACACCUACACUUACGAUAUCAUGACACUGUAACAAGACGUGGCAUUGCCAAAGUUGUCCUCAGUUUUUGGUUAAUUUGGAUUCUUAUCACUGUCAUGAGAUUUGUUCUCAUAAACAGGAAAAUUCUCAGGAUCAUUGCCGUCAAUUUCCUGGUGCUAACCUCGACUAUCAUGUUUAUAGCAUAUAUCAUGAUUUUUAGGCUGGUUCGACGACAUCAGAUGCAAAUUCAACAACAAUGUUUCACGAGAUCCCAAGCCAACGGCCGUAAUCCUGGUAAUAAGACCAUCGAUAUGGUUCGAUAUAAACGGUCUACAAUAACCAUGUUAUACAUUUUAGGAUUUUUUCUUCUCUGUUAUUUUCCAUUUCUGGUCGUUAUGCUUGUUCAAAUUGCCAUUGGAGAGACUCUCCAAACAAAAGUUGCCUACUUGUACACAGUGACAUCAAUUUUUAUCAACUCAGCAGUAAAUCCGUUAAUUUAUUGCUGGCGUAUGAAGGAAAUAAGGAUGGCGAUCAUGAAAGUUAUCAAUUCAGUGCAUGUUAACGCUAUCGAGCCAGAGAGGUCAAGAAGUUGCGUUGCAACAAAAAGACAUCCUUCUAUCGAGUUAAAAACUAUACAACCAUCGUUCAUUACGGAAUAUAGGGCAUUUAGCGAGAGUAAUUUAAAUACUCAGAUUUUCAACUCUAUAAAAUUUGAUGUAAGCAACGACUCGAAAUCGAGAGAAGUAAGUUCAGAUGAAAAUUAUCCAACUCGAUCUUUAGAACGAAUGUACAAAAACUGCACGAACUAGCAAAUAACUAAUAAUUUCCAAAAUUUUCAGCUUAUGUUAUUUAAGGACUCGAAGAGAAAAAAGCAUGACUGUGUUGGCAGAACAUGAAAAUGUUUUGAUAACACAAUCUCUUCAUCUAAUAACUUACACUAAAAACGUGUGGGUGAAAAAUUUAAUAGUUCAUUUAAAGUUGUCAAAUUUGAUAAAAAGGAGUUCAAAUUAUCGACCCGUUUCUUUCAAGAUUUCAUAUACAGGGUGUGAUAUUUUAGGAUUGUGAUCAGUUGCCAAAAAUUAACUUUGAUUCAAAACUAAUCCGAGUAUGGGUUUUUAUUCAAAGAAGUAUUUUUAGUCCUCGUACCUAAAAUUGGUCGUUAUCUGAAUAAUUAUCUGUUUAAAACCAGAGAUUUGCUGGUGCUGUUUCAGGUUUUCAGGUUUCAUGGGCGGAAAUUUUCUGCCGUACUCAUUUUACUCCCGAAGUUAAGACGUAAAUAUGGAAUCCUUAAAUAUGUACGGAUUCAAUUUUUAAAAAAACAGUUAUUUUAUCUUCAUAAGAAGUAUCGACCUACCUAUUCACCUGUCAUUAUUCAUUCUUAGUCAUUGUCAUUCAACUUUGGGUACAAGAUAUGUAGCACUACCUCCCCCACAGCACUUUUCUUCACGGUCCCUAAACCUCACCCUACCCCCCUACUUCUGAUGAAACUCAAUCCGGUGUUCAGACCUAAAUAAUAGUCGCUUUAGGCUUUUUAAUCGCUACUCCUGUCAAUGGCACAUUUGUUAAGUGAACGCCGACGAAAUUCUUGCUUAUAUGCGUUCGAUAAAAGUGGCUUAAAAUUUCUCAUUGAUAACUUCCCAAACUUAAGGGUCUGUUAUUGCGUCAACCAAGGCAGUUUUUUUCCCUCUUCCUUCCUUUGUUAUGACAAAGUUCUAGAAAUUUAUUUUAUGGCCAACAUGUGUGCGGGCAAGAAUACGUUACGAUGUGUGAGGUAUGUAGUUCAA